GUUGGUAUGAUAGCUUGGUAUUUAUUUUCUAUUAUAUUGUGUAGUGUGGUGGUUGUUGAAUACACUGAAACUACAUGAAUCCCAUAGGCUUACCAAUAUGCAGACAAUGUCGGGCGUAUUUCAAACUACUAGGAAAGAACAAAUAUGCGUUAUACGUGGUUGUUGUUAUUAUGUUAUUAUGUAUGUGUAACCAAGCCAGCAGAUUUGUGCUGGUAGCGACUAAUGUUCAGAUGGCAAAUGAGAUACACUUUGGGGAACGUGAAUGCAGAUCACUCAGUAAGACACAGGAAAUCGAUGUGUGUAAACAAGACAGCACAUUAUGUGACGAAGAGAGGACCAAUGCAGUCUGUGGUUGGUAUUACACAGGGACUGGUUAUGAAUACCAAUUGUUAGCAGGACCAUUAUUUAAUAUUAUAUUCAGUUUCACCAGUGUUCCUGUAGGACUUAUCUUAGAAAAAAAUAAAAGUAACAGAAAGAAUGUGAUAGCAAUCUCAGCUGUUUUAUGGAGCUUUAUGGUGAUAUUAGGUGGACUGGCAACACAAUACUGGCAUAUUGCCGUCACCAGAUUGGCAAUUGCGUUUUUUGAAGCCCCUUUCACAGCAUUUGCUAUUAGCCUACUUUCCAGUUAUUUUAAUCAGGAACUACGAGCUUUGGCACUGAGCAUUUUUACAGCUGGUUUGCAUUUUGGGUUCAGUUUGGCAUUUAUUAUGAAAAUAAUUGUCGUUGACAUUGGUUGGCGGUCUACGUAUGUAGUUGCUGGAUUACCUGGUAUUGCCUUGGCAUUUAUAACAUAUAUCACUGUCAAAGAACCGAGCAAACAGCUAGCACAAGGACCCACCUUACCAUCCAGGACCACUGUGAAAUGCGUUGAUCAGUCAUUAUUGCCUGCUCCACUAUUUAAUCCACUUUUUGUGACAAUCAUAUUGGCGGCAGCAGCGAGAUGUGCCGGUGGACGCACGUACAGCUAUAAUAUAAAUAAUUAUAUACAACAUUACUACCCUGGUUAUCCAACAGAACUAUAUUUGAGUUGGUUACCAGCAUGUAUGGGAAUUAUAUCUUCGAUAGUUGGAGGGGUAUGGGCUGAUAGAAGAGCCAUCGGGGAACAUGGUUACAUAGGCAGAAUAACUGUGCUAAUAAUUGGAUUGGUAAGUAGUUGA
Molecule: messenger RNA, 1157 nt
Organism: Saccoglossus kowalevskii
Lineage: Eukaryota; Metazoa; Hemichordata; Enteropneusta; Harrimaniidae
Biological process (GO): transmembrane transport
Cellular component (GO): membrane
Molecular function (GO): transmembrane transporter activity
Source: RefSeq, a predicted model, not a curated record